UUCGAAUGCUCGUGCCAGCCGUUGGCAAGUUGACGGAAACAUCGCUUCUUCCGGGCACACGAUGGCGAUGAGCACCAGCAGCAGCGUGGCGUCGGCGGCCCGCGGCGCAGCGACAUGCGUCGCCUUGGGCACUGCGGUUGCAAGCCUCCGGGCGCGCCGGCCUUCGCCGCCCUCUGCGCUCUUCUCGGCGCUCGCCGCUGGCUGCGGUAUCUUUCGGCUCUUCCAAGCGCCAUCGCCGCGCGUUGCAGCGGGCCUCGCCGCCGUCGCCUUCUUUCGGCUCAUUUCCGAUGCGCACAAGCACAUUGUGCUCUCGUAUGCGCUCGUCGAAUCGGCGCUCCAAGUGUAUGCGCUCUGCCCCGCCUCGGCGCUCGUGGAGCAUGCGACAAGCGUUGCCGUCACGUCCCGCCUCAUGUACAUCUACCUCUUUCGGUGCGAGUGGAUCUUGCCGUCGCAGCUCAAAAUGCUUGACUACCAGUCGUGCCUCCCGCCUGAGAUCCUAUCGGCGACGCGCCACGAGAUCCGGACCGGCCAUGGCUCGCGCUGCGAUAGCUUUCACCCGAACAAAUCCUGCGCCGCGUUCCUUCGCGACGAGAGCGCCAAACACCUCGUGAGCGGCGCCAAGAUCUUUCUGCCAAUACACCUUGCGAGCGCGCUCCUCGCGUGGAAGCAACGGCCGCUCGACGUGCGCAAGCAUGUGGUCGACUAUGUGCGCUCGAUUCUCUUCCUCUCGGGCAACUACGUCUUCCCGUACCUCUUUUCGUGCCUCGUCCCGAUCGCCAACCACCGCAUCGCGAUCGCUUUGGCGACGCUCACGCCGUAUUUGGCACAAUAUUUUGAACCGGCCAAGCGGCGCCUCACGAUCCGCAAGGCCGUUGCGUCCUAUAGCCUUAUCACAGUGUUCUAUCAGCUCAAAGAGUACAACAUCUGCGGCCAGCUCAAGCGAUCGCACGUGCUGUCGGCGGCCACGGUGCUCUACGCAGCAUGCAUGGUGUGGCUCCUCGAGCACCCCGAGAAGCAAAACCGAUGGCUCAUGUACGGUCUCUACGGCCGCGACGUUCGGCCGCCCAAGCCGCCGAAGACAAACCAUGAGGACAACAACAACGACAAGUGUCAAGCCGCAAGAUGACGAGAAUGACUAGAGUCGAAGCGAAUCAUCCGCCGAAAGAUGUGUGUUUUCUGUCUCGAUAUUGCCUUGCCGGUGCAGCGUCCUUGUCGCCAGCGAACAUUCGCCUGGCGAGAUGCAGAGGAGAAGCGUACGUACUAGUACUGGCUUUGGUCGUGACACGAGCAUCGAUGAUGCGGUCGUACAUGGAGCUAACGUGCAUAUCUCAAUGUAUGAACCAGUGCUCCAACCC
Messenger RNA from Saprolegnia diclina VS20, 1355 nucleotides. RefSeq lists its product as hypothetical. Bases 62 to 1126 code for a protein of 354 amino acids. The record is from RefSeq and is a predicted model, not a curated record. The transcript has a single exon. Lineage: Eukaryota; Oomycota; Saprolegniomycetes; Saprolegniales; Saprolegniaceae.